UCUCAAAUUGAUUCUGUUGGUAGUUCCCCACACACAUCUCGCCUGUCAAUGGCGAUCCCUCUUUCGUCGCCUUUAAUGUCCGUUCUUUCUUUCUUUCUUUCUUUCAUUCCCCAUGCUCCUUGCCCUUCCAUUCUCUUCCCAAACAACAAUAAAUUAAUGGUUUCCUCACCGCACCGCACCCCCACUCACUCCACUUUCUCAAAGGCGAACCAACUCGACUGACCUCAUCUCAUUCAUUCAUCCAUCCAUCACUAAAUAAAUUAGCACAAUCGCAGCUACUUUUCCCUAAUUUCAAUUCUACUCGAUUAAUUUUCUCGUCUCUGCAACGAUGGAUGCGGUCGUCACUCUUCCACCUCUUCCAAUCGGAGUCGGAGUAGGAGCCGCCGUCGGCGUCACUCUGCUCUUCGUUGUGAAGAAUAGCCGCAACAAUAACAACAGCAGAUCCUCCGCCUUACCCUCGCCUCCAGAGGUGCCUGGGCUGCCUGUGCUUGGGAAUCUGCUCCAGCUGAAGGAGAAGAAACCCUACAAAACCUUCGCAAGAUGGGCGGCACUCUAUGGCCCCAUUUACUCCAUUAAAGCCGGCUCCAACCGCAUGGUCGUUGUCAACUCAGCCGAUCUCGCCAAAGAGGCUAUGGUAGCGAACUAUUCCUCUAUCUCGACGAGAAAGCUGUCGAAUGCGUUGAACAUCCUCACCUGCAAAAAAAGCAUGGUUGCCAUGAGCGACUACAACGAGUUUUACAAGACGGCCAAGCGGAACAUUCUUACAAGCACUCUUGGACCCAAUGCACAGAAAAAGCAUCGCAUACAUCGGGACACCAUUAUAAACACCAUGUGUGAGCAGUUCCAUGAGCACGUUAAGACGAAUGGCUCUAAGCCUGUCAAUUUCAGGGAAAUAUUUCAGUCUAACCUUUUCAGCUUAUCGAUGAAAGAGGCGAUCGGGGAGGAUGUGGAAUCCAUUUAUGUCCCCGAAUUUGACAGGGUUGUAUCUAGAGAGGAAAUCUUCGAUAUAUUAGUAGUUGCCCCCAUGGGAGGCGCCAUUGAGGUUGAUUGGAGGGAUUUCUUCCCUUAUCUGAAAUGGAUUCCGAAUCAGCGCUUUGAAUACAAACUCAAUCAGAUGCAUUUCCGGAGGAUGGCUGUCAUGAAGGCACUUGUCGAUAAGCAGAAACAACGCAUAGCUUCUGGAACGGCGAUCAACUGUUAUCUCGACUACUUGCUGGCUGAAGCACCGAUGUUGUCCGAAGAACAGCUGCAGAUGCUUGUCUGGGAGACAAUCAUCGAAGCAUCCGACACUACAUUAGUCACUUCCGAAUGGGCGAUUUAUGAGCUCUCAAAAGAUCCCGAGAGACAGGAUCGCCUCUUGAUGGAAAUCCAAAGCGUUUGCGGAUCCGACAAGAUCACCGAAGAAAAAUUAUCGCAGCUCCCGUACUUAACUUCUGUGUUCCAUGAAACAAUAAGGAAGUACAGCCCUGCACCUAUAGUCCCGUUACGAUACGUGCAUGAAGACGUUCAAAUCGGUGGAUAUCACAUCGCCCGUGGCACCGAGUUGGCGAUAAAUAUAUACGGAUGCAACAUGGACUCGAAGCUUUGGGAGAGUCCUGACGAUUGGAUGCCGGAGAGGUUUCUGAACGGGAAAGGCGAGACGAUGGAGCUGCAAAAGACCAUGGCAUUCGGGGCCGGGAAGAGGGUCUGUGCCGGAGCACUUCAGGCGAUGCUGAUUUCUUGCGUGGCGAUCGGGCGAUUCGUGCAGGAGUUUCAAUGGAGGUUGAAGGAAGGGGAGGAAGCGAACAUCGACACUGUCGGGUUGACGACUCACAAGCUUCACCCGUUGUUUGUGGUCGUAGAGCCGAGAAAUUGAGAGGAAUGAAUGGGUUGGGAUGGAUCGGUACGGUAUACCGUAUUGAAUUUUAUCAUUAUUAUUAUUGUUGGGGUGUCAAGAAUUAGCUGUUUCUAAGCUUUGUUUUGUUGAACUUGUGGGAAUGUUUUUUCGAAUAAUAUGGUGGGUUUUAUUGCUUUU
Andrographis paniculata is the source of this 2014-nucleotide messenger RNA. RefSeq names its product ent-kaurene oxidase. The coding region runs from base 329 to 1855 and encodes 508 amino acids. Lineage: Eukaryota; Viridiplantae; Streptophyta; Magnoliopsida; Lamiales; Acanthaceae. Gene Ontology annotation, molecular function: ent-kaurene oxidase activity; iron ion binding; heme binding. The record is from RefSeq and is a predicted model, not a curated record. The transcript has 8 exons. Gene Ontology annotation, biological process: gibberellin biosynthetic process. Gene Ontology annotation, cellular component: chloroplast outer membrane; endoplasmic reticulum.